AUGCUGAUAUCGUACUUUCGUAGGUACGUGGACUCCUCCUGGGGAUGGGAUCCUGCCGCCAAACAGGAAGAAUUAUUCCACACGUAUUCUCGAUUUAUACUUGCGCGAAACCAAGACGUGAUAACAAAUGAUACGACAAACGAGGCUGGACAAAGACCCAUUAUUGCAUAUGUAAUGUUUCGCUUCGAUCGCGAAGAGGACGAGGAUGUCGCCUACUGCUACGAGUUGCAGGUCUGCAAAGAUAUGCGACGUAGCGGAUUGGGAAGAUUCCUGAUGCAUCAGCUGCAGUCCAUCAGCACUCGCUGGCACAUGGAAAAGGUCAUGCUGACGGUCUUCAAACGUGCGUUAGGUUGA
Postia placenta MAD-698-R-SB12 is the source of this 354-nucleotide messenger RNA. RefSeq lists its product as hypothetical. NCBI's taxonomy places the organism in Eukaryota, Fungi, Basidiomycota, Agaricomycetes, Polyporales, Adustoporiaceae. The record is from RefSeq and is a predicted model, not a curated record. Gene Ontology annotation, cellular component: nucleus. Bases 1 to 354 code for a protein of 117 amino acids. Gene Ontology annotation, molecular function: histone H2A acetyltransferase activity; histone H4 acetyltransferase activity; protein N-terminal-serine acetyltransferase activity. The transcript is spliced from 2 exons.